CGACUGCCCAGGUUUGGCGCGUUAAGUGGCCCCGCGCCUGCCGUGUCCGUCUUCGGGCGGCGGAAAAACCGGACCACCGCCCCACUCUUUUUUCUGAGAGGAAAGUUCGACUGGCGAAAAGUUCGAGGUGCGUCGAGGUGCAUUGUCCACACACGCGACACCCGCAAUGGGCGCAAUCAAACGCAAAGCAGACCAGGGCACAGCUCCCGCGAAGAAGGAGAGGAGCGCCCCGCAGGAUCGAUCUGCAAAACGCCAGCGCAAAUCCGACGCCGCAGACCAGCCGCCGCCCGCGAAAGCGAAGCCCGACAUUUCCACGCAGAACAGCAUCUUCAAGGACGAGGAAAAGUCGUUCCCCCGUGGAGGCGCCAGCGUCUUGACACCGCUGGAGCACAAGCAAAUCCAGAUCAAGGCCAACCAGGAUGUGCUUUUCGAGCAGGCCGGAGGGAAGAAGCGUGGUGGGGACGAUGGGAUGAGCGACGAGGAUGAAGACAUGGGAAGCGGCGACGAGGAUGCGCCAACGAAAUCCAAGAAGCGUAGAGCGAAGAAAAACAAGAAUGCGCUUGGCGAGGAGGAAGAGGUCCAUAAGAUCAGGGCCGAGGGCUUGACUUUCAAGAACCUCGCAAUCGGCACUCUUGUUCUGGGACAGAUCAUCGACGUUACCGCACAGGACAUCGCUCUCGCUCUCCCCAACGGUCUCGUAGGAUACGUGCCCAUCACCGCAAUCUCCGACAAGCUCGAUGAUAGGAUAGAGAAGCUUCUCAAGGAGAACGAAGAGCUGGAAGAGGUCGAGGACGACGAGGACGAUUCUGAGGAUGUGGACUUGAGGACCAUGUUCACCGUUGGGCAGUACCUACGUGCACGUGUGACCUCUCUUUCCGAGGACGCUGCUCCUGGCGAAUUCACAGCGAAGCGCAAGCUGGAGCUGUCCAUCCACCCCCACGCUGUGAAUCGAGGCAUUUCGAAAUCGAGCCUGGUGGAGAAUCUUAUGGUCCAGGCGUCUGUCAUCAGCAACGAAGACCACGGCUUGGUUAUGGAUUUGGGUAUAGAUGAGAAGAAUUUGAAGGGCUUCCUGGGCAAGAAAGAGUUGGGCGCGUCAAUCGACCAUGCCAAGAUUCAGGAGGGCGCUGUGUUCUUGUGUCUGGUAUCCGGUGUUAAUGCUGACGGCAGGAUCGUCAAGCUCCUGGCGGAUCACGCCCAAGCGGGGAAUCUGAAGAAAGGACACACGCUUACGGUUGCGCCCACGAUCGACGUCUUCCUCCCCGGAACUGCGGUCGAGUUCCUCAUCACUGAAACAUCGCCCAACACUCUUACUGGUAAGGUGAUGGGUCUAAUCGAUGCAACCGCCGACACCAUCCAUUCUGGAGCCGCCGAGAAGGCAACCGAUCUCACCGAGAAGUACAACACAGGAAUGAAGAUAAAGGCCAGAAUUAUCUUCACAGCGGAGGAUGAAGAUGAUGUGAAAAGGGUCGGAGUCUCGCUCAUCGAUCACAUCCUCUCCUUGACCACUCGCAUGACUGGAAAAGCGAAAGAGCGGAAGUCUCCCCUGGACGUCGUUCCUUUGUCUUCUAUUGUCGAGGACGCAAAGGUCACCAAGGUCGUUCCUAUGCUUGGAGUUUUCUUUGCCCUUGGCCCUCGCGAUGUCGCUGGUUUUGCUCCCUUGAACAGGCUUGCGGAUGAAAGAGUUGAGAUGCCGAUGGAGGGUUCUGGUCCUUUCCAGUUGGCGUCAACACACAAGGCCCGUGUCAUUGGCUUCAGUGCUUUCGAUGGGAUGUACCGACUUUCCCUCGAAGAAAAAGUCCUUUCACAGCCCUUCCUUCGCAUCGACGAGAUUAAGGUGGGACAGGUAGUCAAGGGCAAGGUCCAGAAGCUGUUCGCAGACAGGGAUGGGUCUACUGCCCUCCUGGUGCAUCUAGCGGACGGAAUCAACGCAGCGGUUUCUGAGAUUCACUUGGCCGAUACGAAACUCCAGCAUCCCGAGCGCAAAUUCCGCGAAAACGCGCCUGUCACUGCCCGUGUGCUAUACGUGGACGUUCAGAAGCAUCAAGUACGACUUACUCUGAAGAAAUCCCUUGUGAACUCUGAUGUUGAGCCAUGGUCAAACUACUCUCAACUCUCUGUUGGUGCUACUGGUCCUGGAACACUGGUCAAUGUCAAACCUGCGGGAGCACUGGUCCACUUCUAUGGUAGCCUGCGAGCCUGGCUUCCCGCCGCUGAGAUGAGCGAAGCGUACAUCGCAGACGCUACGCGACAUUUUACCAGGGGUCAGGUGGUCAACGUCCGCGUCCUAUCCGUCAAACCCGAAGAGCACCGCGUCGUAGUCUCGUGCAAAGACCCUGCGGCCGUUAACGCAGACAAGGAAACCAAGUUUAACGAGCUAGCAAUCGGCGAUAUUGUCAAAGGCAUCGUCGAGGAGAAGGGCGCCGACUCUGUUAUCGUGGAGUUGGAAGGUGGCGUCAAAGGUACGCUUAGAAUUGGUCACCUCACCGACGGCUCGGAGAAGAAGGACCAGUCGACGAUGGCGCGCGUCCGUGUUGGGGGACCACUCGAUGAUCUCAUCGUCCUUCAAAAGCACCGCAAGUCAAGGACUGUGGUUCUCACAAACAAGCCCAGUCUUCGAAAAGAUGCGCAGGCAAAGAAACUCAUCACGAAGAUUGAUGAUGUUAAAGCUGGCUCGACCGUGCAUGGCUUCAUCCGCGCUAUUGACCCUGACAAGGUGUUCGUUGAAUUCGCUGGUGGUGUCAGCGGUCCCAUAUUCAAGUCAUCCCUGUUGGAAGACAUGCUGUCAAAGCCAGCUUUCGGACUGCGUCAGGAUCAGUCCAUUACCGCCCGUGUCACUCACGUGGAUUUGGACAAGAAGCGACUAUGGCUCUCUCUGAAGCCAGCCGAGUCGGAGGAGCCCAAGAAACAGCUAGCAUCGUCAGCUAUAGUUGCAGUCAACCCUGUCGAUGAACACAUCAAGUCCACCGCGGAUAUUGGAUUCGGUACCAAGCUCGCUGUGCGCGUCCGUUCGCCGAAGCCUACUCAGAUCAACGUCAGAAUUGCCGAUAACGUCGAUGGUCGCAUCCACAUUUCGGAGCUGUUUAAGACCUGGGAUGAGAUCGUUGACAAGAAACAUCCGCAUCUGCAAUUCCAAACUGGGCAGACCAUUCAAGUCACCACGGUCGGCAUGCAUGAUGCAAAGAACUAUCGUUUCCUUCCCAUAAGCCACCGUCAAGGCAAGAACAGCAUCUAUGAGCUGACGACAAGAGACCACAUCAACAUCGAGACCGACUUGUUGACCCUGGACAAAAUUUCGAAAGGAGAUUCAUUCGUCGCUUUCGUAAACAAUCACAACGAUCGUUCCGUCUGGGUCAACAUCUCAGCUACUAUUCGUGGCCGAAUUGAUUUCUUCGACCUUACAGAAGAUCUCAACUUGCUUGGAGAUGUCGAGGAGAACUUCCCCAUCGGCUCAGCCCUCCGAGUGCGUGUCAAAGAUAUCGAUGUCAGCAAAAACCGUCUGGACUUCACUGCUGUGUCCAGCGACUCAGUAAAAUCGCUUACACUGAGGGACUUGAAGGCUGGCCUAGUACUACCGGCUCGUGUUACGAAGCUUCAUGACUCACAUAUCGUUGUCCAGAUCAACGAGAACGUCGCAGGACCAAUCUUUCUAGAACAACUAGCAGAUGACUAUGAUCAAGCCAAGCCUUCCGAGUUCAAAGUAGGCGACGUCAUCCGUGUAUGUGUUACACAUGUGGACCCAGCCAACAAGAAGAUCAGCCUAUCUGCACGCCCAUCCAAAGUCCUCAGUUCCUCUCUGCCGGUCAAGGAUGCCGAGAUUACUUCCCGGAAAGAUCUCAAGGUCGGCCAGGUCGUUCGAGGAUUUGUCAAGAGAGUCGACGAAAAGGCCAUCUACGUUCGCCUCGGCCCUGGUGUUGACGCCAUGGUUGCGGUGGGCCAUCUCAGCGAUGAGUAUGUGAAAGACUGGCGUGAGAAGUUCCAAGUCGAUCAGAUGGUCAAAGGAAAAAUCACGGCAAAUGACGACCAGCAGAGGAACCCGCUCAUGAGUUUGAAGAAAUCUGUCAUCGAGGGCGACUAUAUUGCACCUCUCGGCUUCCAGGACAUAGAGAAGGGCCAGAUCGUCACUGCAACCGUACGACACGUUGCAGAGUACGGUGUCUUCCUUGUCGUCGACAAGUCGCGCAAUGUUAGUGGGCUGUGCCAUGUUUCCAAGAUGGCCGACAAGGGCAUUGAGAAAGGCAAAGUUAAGGAGCUGUACAAGGAGGGUGACGCGGUCAAAGCCAAGGUUCUGACGGUCAACCCCAAACUGAGGAAGGUUACGUUCAGCUUGAAGUACUCGGAUAUCGCGGGCAAGAAAGACAAUGAUGACGAGGAUAUGGAGGACGCUUCUGAUGUCUCUGAUGUGGAGGCUGAGUCACCGGACGAAGACGCGGACGAAGACGAGGAUGAGGAUGAGGAUGAGGACAUGCGGAGCGUGAAGAGCGCCAACAGCAACGAGGAGCUCGACGCCAACAUGGAUUCCGACUCCGACGAUAAUGAUGGGGGUGUCUUUACGAAGCCCACUGCAGGCCUAAGCACCACCGGUUUUGAUUGGACUGGUGCCACCCUCGAUGCUGAUGACACGAAAGUAGCUUCCGACGAUGACUCCGACGACGGUGCAUCGAAGAAAAAGAGACGACACAAGAAAGCAACCAUCAAGGAAGACCGCACAGGCGACCUCGACGCUUUCGGGCCCCAGUCUGUAGCUGACUACGAGCGACUUCUCCUUGGCCAACCCAACAAUGCCGAGCUCUGGGUCCGCUACAUGGUUUUCCAACGCGAGCUCAACGAGAUCGAAAAGGCCCGGCAAAUCGCCCGUCGUGCCCUUGCUACGAUGAACCCCCGCGAAGAGAAGGAGAGACUAGACGUUUGGACCGCCCUUCUCCAUUUGGAGAACGACUUCGGCUCCGAUGACCUCAUCGACCAGACCUUCAAGGAGGCCUGCCAAAACAACGACUCACGUGAAAUCCAUGAGCGCAUGAUCAAGAUCUACAUCUCCUCCGGCAAGCUCGACAAAGCAGACAACCUUUACCAGUCGAUGACGAAGAACAAGUCCUUCACGCCCGACCCCGCCCUGUGGCUCUCAUACGCCACAUUCCUCCUGACCACCCUCACACCUUCAUCGCCCGCUCGUGCACGGGCUCUUCUCUCACGCGCAACUCAGAGCGUACCCGCGCCACAGCACCGCUACCUCACGCAGAAGUUCGCAGCGCUGGAAUUUAAGCACGGCGAUGCCGAGCGCGGACGCACCAUCUUCGAAGGUCUCGUCGCGGCGUGGCCCAAGAAGUGGGAUAUUUGGGAUGUGUAUGCUAGUCUAGAGAUUAGCCAUGGCGGCGUGGAGAAUGUGAGGGAUUUGUUUGAGAGAAUGGGACGGGCGGAUAUGAAGAAGAGGAGGGCGGAGCAGGUGUUUAGGCGGUGGAGGGAGUGGGAAGCCUCUGUCGGAGGGGAUGCGAAAAAGGUGGAUAAGGCGGAGCAGGCGUGGAACGAGAAGAAGGCGGAGAAGGGCGAGGCGGAGGAGUAGAGGGGAUGUACUGCAUCGUAUAGCAUUUGAGGCGUUAUAAGUAGUGGGCAAAAUGUAUGAGCUUUCUUGGUUUGCGUACGUUGUUUCUUUGGUUGGGGGUGUGGGUUUGUGCCGCUUCGCUGCUU
Paraphaeosphaeria sporulosa is the source of this 5682-nucleotide messenger RNA. Its product is annotated as rRNA biogenesis protein-like protein RRP5. Gene Ontology annotation, molecular function: RNA binding; protein binding. Lineage: Eukaryota; Fungi; Ascomycota; Dothideomycetes; Pleosporales; Didymosphaeriaceae. Gene Ontology annotation, cellular component: small-subunit processome; nucleolus. The transcript is spliced from 3 exons. The record is from RefSeq and is a predicted model, not a curated record. Bases 167 to 5557 code for a protein of 1796 amino acids. Gene Ontology annotation, biological process: rRNA processing.